Molecule: messenger RNA, 1593 nt
Organism: Cyphellophora attinorum
Lineage: Eukaryota; Fungi; Ascomycota; Eurotiomycetes; Chaetothyriales; Cyphellophoraceae
Product: putative MFS-type transporter
Exons: 2
Coding region: 1-1593 (530 amino acids)
Biological process (GO): transmembrane transport
Cellular component (GO): membrane
Molecular function (GO): transmembrane transporter activity
Source: RefSeq, a predicted model, not a curated record
AUGUCACGAACGCAAAUACAAACAACGCCGCCAGCAUCGAGCAUCGAGCUCCUCAGCAUACCGACAUCAUCCAAGCCCUCCGUCCCAUCACCUGCCCUUCUCAAGCAGCCUGUCGUCCCCGACCAACCUCCUUUGCCCAUCCCACAUGGCGAUGACCACGGCUCGUUCACCCCGCAGCCUCUCAAGCGAGGCGCCUCCGGCGCUAUCUUCUUCAGCAUCAUCGGUGUUACGGCAAUAAGCUCUAUGCUGGCCGGCCUAGUCACCAUUGCCCUUCCACACAUGCAUCAAUGCCCUCACGUGCGGCUGCAGCCUGAUCCUCUCUGGGGCGAUCGCGACGUGGUGGGACCCCGCUUCAUGUAUAUCCUCGGCACAGCGUUGCAGAGCGUGUUCACCCUCGCGUGUGGACUGGCGAAGACAUCUGCGCAGAUCAUCGUGUUUAGAGGGCUUGCGGGAGUAGCUAUUGCGUUUUGUCUGCCCAGCGCGGUCAGCCUAAUAAGUGGCUACUUUCCUCAAGGAAGGCGCAGGAACAUGGCAUUCGCGGCGAUGGGAGGUGGUCAGCCCGUGGGGUUUGCGAUCGGUUUGGUGGUUGGAGGUGUGUUGGCGGAUAGUGUCGUGACGUGGAGAGGAGGGUUCUAUGUGGCAGCGGGCAUCAAUACCGUGGUGUUGGUAGUAACGUUCUGGGGGCUGCCGAGGCUCGAGGAGGAUGGGACUGACAGUCACACGAUAUGGAAGAGGUUGAGGAGCGAGAUUGAUUGGACUGGGGCUUUACUGUUAAGUUCUGGACUGGCUAUGUUGAGCUACGUGUUUGCGGCGCUGACAGGGUCGGUGAGGACCAUUGAGCAGCCCGUUACGAUUGCGUUAUUGUUGUUGGCGGUUGUGCUGAUCGUUGGCUUUGUGGGAUGGGUGCAGCGGCAGGAGAAGCUGGGACGGCCAGCCAUCAUUCCGAACUCGAUCUGGCGGAAUCGGAUCUUUACGUCGGUUUGCGUGGACGUCUUCUUGCUGUGGGGAGCGUUCAAUGCCAUGGAGGCGCUUUUGACGUUCUUCUUUCAAGACGUGCAGCUCUUGUCAGCGACCGCGACAAGCCUGCGCUUUCUGCCCGUGGCGGUUAUGGGCAUUUUGUUGAACCUUGUUGUGGGCUCAUUGAUACAUCGCGUGCGGGCAGAUUGGGCUAUAACGUUUAGCUGCCUCAUCAGCUGCAUCUCGCCUAUCUUGACGGCGACGAUGAAGCCUACGUCGUCAUACUGGGAGUUUGUAUUUCCCGCCAUCACGCUGAGCGCCAUUGGUGUCGACGUGCUAUUCACAGCUUCCCAAUUGGUGAUUACCAGUGCUUUUCCGGACAGGACUCAGGCUUUGGCUGGCGGUGUGUUCAAUACGGUCGCUCAAGUGGGCAAAAGCGUCGGGCUAGCAAUCAGCGCUGUCAUUGCCAACAGCAUAUCUGAGUCGGUUGAACACAGCGGUAAGCCGCACACGCUGGUCCUUCUGGAUGGGUACAGAGGGGCGUGGUGGUUCUGUCUAGCCUCGUGCGCUGCAGUCGUGGUUGUGUCGAUUUUCGGGCUCAGGAACAUUGGCAAAUUAGGCGUCAAACGCGACUGA